CCGGUACCAGAACUCAGUCUGCGCGCGGCGCUCGCAGGGGGCGGAUAUAUGCGCUCCCCCGCCCUGGAUUAUGUGCUGCCCUGCCGUCAAUCACCGUGAAGAAAAUGCUUUGAGGAGACCCGCGUGAGGCAGACCCGGGGUGACCAUGAGCGGGGGGUACGAUGGCAAGAUCGCGGGGCUCUACGACCUGGAGGAGACCCUGGGGCGUGGCCAUUACGCCGUGGUCAAGCUCGCCCGGCACGUCUUCACCGGGGAGCGCGUGGCCGUCAAGGUAAUCGACAAGAUGAAGCUUGACGAGAUGUCCCGCGCGCACCUGUUCCAGGAGGUGCGGUGCAUGAAACUGGUGCAGCACCCCAAUGUGGUGCGCCUCUAUGAGGUCAUCGACACCCAGACCAAGCUCUACCUCAUCCUGGAGUGGGCAGAUGGUGGAGACAUGUACGACUAUAUCAUGAAGCACGACCGGGGGCUGGACGAGGGUGCGGCGUGUCGGUACUUCCGCCAGAUCGUGCACGCCAUAAGCUUCUGCCACAAGCUCCACGUCGUUCACCGAGACCUCAAGCCGGAAAAUGUUGUCUUCUUCGAAAAGCUCGGACUCGUCAAACUCACCGAUUUUGGCUUCAGCAAUAAGUUUUGUCCGGGGCAGAAACUCGAGACCUCCUGCGGCUCGCUGGCUUACUCUGCCCCUGAGAUCCUGCUUGGGGACUCCUAUGACGCCCCUGCUGUGGAUAUCUGGUCUCUGGGUGUUAUUCUGUACAUGCUGGUGUGUGGCCAUGCUCCGUUUCAAGAGGCCAAUGACAGCGAGACCCUCACAAUGAUUAUGGACUGCAGAUACACCAUUCCAGAACAUGUCUCUCGGCCCUGCAAAGACCUGAUAGCGCGCAUGCUGAUUAGGGACCCCGGUAAGCGCUCCACCCUAGAGGACAUCGCGCGGGACCCCUGGCUGGUGCAGGACGAAGGCAGCGAGGUGGAUGUGGCGGAGUUGCUGCCCUUAGUGUCCCGGCAGCAUUUGACGGAGGAGGAUCAUGCACAUAUUAUACACAGAAUGGUCUCCGGAAACAUCGCAUCCAUGGAGGAGAUACUGGACGGCCUGGAUCGCAAUGAGUACAGCCACAUCACAGCCACCUACUUCCUGCUGGCCGAGAGGAAGCUGCGGGCCCACCGACUCCAGCAGGCGAACCUGGCCAAGGCUUCCUGCACCAGCCCAGUCAUGAGUGUCAGGAAGGGCGGAGGCAGCUUGGAUGAGAGCAGUUCAGAGUCAUCCGGGUCAUCAUCCGGAGACACCCCCAAGCCUGCCAUCCAGCCGGGCAUGUCCAAGGAUGACAUGUCCAAUGGGGUACUCCAUAGCAAGCUGUCCGAGGUGCGUGGCGGUGCGCGCAUCCGGACGUUCAGCAUCCUGGAGGAGGAAGAGGAGGAGGAGGAGGAGGAGGACGCGCGGGACGAGGGCGACGCGGUGGAGCGCGGCCAGCGGUCCCGCAGCGGGUCUCGCAGUGGCUCGAGGAGCGGGUCCCGCAGCGGCUCGAGGAGCGGGUCGCGGAGGGGGUCGCGCGCGUCGUCGUCGUCGUCGCUGAAGGACAAGUGCGUGCGCGACAUGAAGCUGGACCUGUCGCUGCUGCACCGCCUGGAGUGCGUGCGGCGCGGCAGCAGCGGCGCGGCGGGGCCCGCCUCGCUGCACGGCUCCCUGCAGGGCUCCGCCGCCACCUCGCCCUCCGCCGAGGACGCCGCCAUGCCGCUGCCGGAGCCGCCCUUCCCGCCCUCCUCAAACAUCGGCCUGGGCCGCGGCAGGGCCAAGAGCGCCGGCACCUCCCCCGCCACCACGCCGCCCUCCAGCCUCACCCACACCCCGGCGCCGCCGCCGCUCUCCGCCUCCGCCGCCGCCACCACCAGCCUGCCGCCGCCCACGCUGCCGCCGCCGCGCAUCACGCCGCAGUCCUCGGUGUCGUCCUCGCCCACGUCGCAGGCGUCGUCGCCCUCGUCGCCGGGGCCGCCGCCGCUGCCGUCGUCGCCCAAGGCCAGCGGGGCCGCCGCCGCCGCCGCCGCGGCCGGCCAGGCGGGCUUCGUCAACCACAAGUUCAAGACGCUGCCGUCGCCGUCCCGCCGCCUGCACUCCGUCCGCUCCUCGCCGCAGCUCAUGCUCAACGAGAUCUUCGAGGAGGGCGAGAGCGACGGCGAGGGCGGCGGCGGCGGCGGCCCCGGUGGCCUGCGCGGCGGCCCCAACGGCAGCACCGGCGGGGCGGGCGGCGGGGCGGCGGCCUCCCCGGGGGUGGUGCGCCGCCGCCGCCUGGCGCGGGCGCGCACGGCAUCCUGCUCCUCGUCGGAUGCCUCGGACGACGACAGCGACGCCCGCAAGCGGCGGCAGCAGCGCGCGCUGGUGCGGCACCUGACGCGCGAGGCCGACGAGCCGCCCGAGGACCCCGGCGCCACGCCGCCGCCGCCGCUCCUGGUGGCCCCGCCCCACGAGGACCACGACAGUCUCAGCCCGCCCGCGGGGGAGGGCGGGGCGGGGCGCGGCGGCCGGCCACUCUCGGCGGCGUGCGACGAUGACCCCAAGGAGAGCGGCGGCGGUCCCGGCGGGGGCCCCGGCGGCGGCGGUGGUGGCGGGUCCACGGAGAACGUGCUGGACAUCGACACCACGCUGCGGGAGAGCCGCUCCCUCAACUGUAUCGUGCAGGCCAGCGGGGCCGAGGCGGCAGCGGCGGGGGACCGGGUGGGGGACGCGGGGGAGGGGAACGACGCGGCGGGGCGGGGCAACACAGACAGGACUGAAAGGGAACACACAGCGCGGGGGGAGGGCGCGGCGGGGUCCGGGGUGGGGGGCGGGGGCUCCAGCGUGACGGUGUCCACGGACAACGUGACGACCAUCUACAUAGAGGGCGCCGGGCGGGGCGGGGCGGGGCCUGGACCUGCGGGGGACCGGGUGGUGAUCAGGGUGACGGACGAGGACCAGGAGUGCCCCGCCCCGCCCCUCGUCGCCCCCGCCCUGAGCCCCGCGGCGCCGCGCCCCGUCACGGCCAGCGACGUGGUGGUGGGCGUGGUGGAGGCCCCACCCCGGCCCCGCCCCGCCUCGGACACGCCCCCGCUGGACUCGCCCCACGGCCCCGCCAUCACCAAGUCCGCCUCACACCUGGACACCCUCAGUGGCUUCGGGGUGGGGCGGGGCGGGGCGGGGCCGCCGCUCCGCCCCAGCGCCACCAACGGCUCCCUGGGGCCCCGCCCGCACUACCCCGUGGACAUCAACCAGAACGCCGGGGCGGGGCGGCACAAGAGCCGGGGCGAGCGGGCCAACGGGGCGCUGGCCAUUCAGGGGACCUCCAAAUGCUGCAGCCUGUCCUGAGCGCUGCCCCGCCCCGCCGCCCCGCCCCGGACCAGCCCCCGCCUCUCGCCCCGAUGAGAGGGAGAUACACCCCCCUGCCCCCCAUCCUGCGCCCCACCUCACCCCCUCAAACACCCUGACCAAACUGUACCUGGGCCUAGUCUGACCUACCCUGACCCCGCCCCGCCCCACUCCUUGCCCCGCCAUAACCAGCUGUUCCCUUUCCUCCCCAAACCCCUAACCUGUCUUAACCUUCCCUAUCCCCUUACUGCCCCCUCGCCCCGCCCCUUCGCCCCGCCUCCGCCCCGGCACUUGUUUUGUAUAUAAGAAUAUUUAAAAAAGACAAACACACACACGCACACUCAAACACGUCGAACAAACACACUAACACACACUUAUUAACUACCACAAUAUCUCCUAGCUACUUAUCAUAUGCUCUCCCCCUCUUUCCUAACCCCCCUCCCCCCCCCAUGUUAUAUCCUGGCAGGCUCCAGGAUACGCGCCGCUCCCCCCCCCCCCCCAUCACCCCCCCCUCCCCCCCUGUGAAAGAUUCUGUAAUACUGUGACACUUGCAUUUAAAAGUGGGACAAAGGAGAUUGAAGAGGAGGAGGAGGAGGAGGAGGAGGAAGAAUUGAGAGAGAGGAAAGGAAGGAAAGGAAAGAAAGUGAAGGAGAGAGAGAGAAAGAGAGAAGGAAAGGAAAAAUAUGAGAGUUUGUGAAGAAGGGAAAGAAAAGAAAGGAAGGAAAAAGAUUAAAGAGAGAGAGAAGGAAAAGGAAAGAAAGGAGAUGGAAGGAAGGAAAGAAAAUGAGAAAAACUAUUAAUAAUAAAAGGAAGAGUUAGAUAAAUUAAAACAGUUUGUGAUUGAAAAGAAAGAAAGAAAGGAAGGAAGGAAAUGGAAGGGACAGGAAUGAAGUGAGACAGAGAAUGGAAGGAAGGAAGGGAAAGGAGUGAACUGUGUAUGAGAGGAAGGAAGGAAUGAAGGAAAGAAGGAAGGAAGGGAAAGGAAAGGAAGGAAGUAUGUGAGAGAAAGGGAAGGAAGGAAGGGAAAGGAAAGGAAAGGAAGGAAGGGAGGAAGAAAGGAAAGAAGGAAGGAAGGAAGGGAUAGAAAUAUAGCAACAGAAGGAAAGGGAAGGAGAAAACAAGAAUGUGUCCAGAAAGAAAAGAAAGAAAAGAAGGAAAAGAAGAAGAAGAAGAGGAUAUUUCUACAUAUGAAAAAUAAAAAAAUUAAAAAGUUGAAAAAUUAUGACAUGAAAGAAAUUUGAAUGAAGGAAAGGAGGAAGGAGAAAUGGGUAACCAGAGAAGAAGUGAAUGAAGGAACGAAGAAGGAAGGAAAGGAGAAAGAACAUAGAUGGAUAAAAUUUAGUGAAGGAAGGAAAGAAGGAAGGAAACAGUAAUAGUGAGUUUAUGAAGGAAGGAAAUAGGAGAGAAUGGAAUGAAGGAAGGAAGGAAGAAGAAGAAAAGAAGAUAAUUGAAAGAGAGAGAGAGAGAGAAACUAGUGAUAUAAGUGAAAGAAAGAGAGAAAACUAGAGAGAGAGAGAGAGAAACUUCAUAACCAAAGAAGAAGAAAAAAAUGCUAUGGAUCUCACCACACACACACACACACACACACACACACACACACACACACAAGAUAGCUAAAUAUAUAUAUCAGCAAAAAACCCCAGUUAAAAAAAUGAACAAAAAAAUAUAAAUAAUAAUAAUAAUAACAAUAAUAACAAUAAUAAUAAUAAUAAUAAAAGUAUCCCUCGUCACCCUUGUCAAGCGCCCCCUAAUAAUAAUAAUAAUAAUAAUAAUAAUAAUAAUAAUAAUAAUAAUAAUCUUGUAUACAGAGGAAGAAAAGGGACUCGGCAAAACGGCUCAUAUUUUUGUACGCUAUCGACGCAUUGCUGUUCAGACCUCAUUGUAAAUAUAUUCCCCCUCCCCCCCUUUCCUCUAACCCCAAACCCCCCUUUUUUGACCUCCUCCCCCCUCUUCUGUCUCUCCCGUAACCCUUUCACUCCUUUCAGAUUUUUUUUUCUAAUUUAUUUCAUCUAAUUUUCUUUCCUACUCCGCUUCCUUCUCUUCUUUCUCUUCUUUUCUUCCUCUAUGAUAUUUUUCUUCUUUGAAUUUCUUUUCUAAUUUAUUUUAUCUCAUUCCUGUCUUUCUCCUCCUCCUCCUCCUCCUCCUUCUUCUUCUUCUUCUUCAUCUCUCUACCUCCUCUUCUCUCUACCUUUCUAUCAGUUUCUUUCUUUCAUCUUCUUUCUCUCUCCCUCUUCUUCCUCCUCCUUCCUCCCUCUUCUUUUUUUUGUUUUCUUUCAUUUUUUUAUCUUUUUCCUUCCUUCCUUCCUUCCUAUCCUUCCUUCCUUCCUUCAUUCAUUCCUUCUUUCUCCUCCUCCUCCUUCAAUUUCAACCUCCUCCCCUUCCUACCCUCCUCCUCCUCCUCCUCCCUCCCCCUCCCCCCAAAUAUGUUAUUAUAGGGGGCCAUAUGUGUGUAUUUGUGUGUGUGUGUGUGUGUGUGUGUGUGUGUGUGUGUAGGAGAGAACUAUAAAUAUAUCAUCUACGCACAUACGCAUACCUAUUAUCAUGUGCGUAUGUGUGUGUGUGCGUAUGUGUGUGUGUGUGUGUGUGUGUGUGUGUGUGUGUGUGUUUAAUUAUCUGUUUAGUUUGUAUAUUCAUUAGUUCAUUUCUUAGUAUAAUGUUGUAUGUUAUUGUUAUUAUUAUUAUUAUUAUUAUUAUUAUUAUUAUUAUUAUUAUUAUUAUUGUCAUCGCUAGUCAGAGCUAGUCGUUAUUAAUGGUUCUCUCUCUCUCUCUCUCUCUCUCGCUCUCGCUCUCGCUCUCUCUCUCUCUCUCUCUCAUUAUAUAACUUUUCAUUCCUCCAAGUCUUACACACACACACACACACACACACACACACACGAACACACACACUUUCCCUUUUAUUUUUAUCCGUAAUUGUACAUAUAAAAAAUAAUAAUUAUAAUGCAUAGAAAGUAAUUAUACCUAGGUCAUUUUAUUAUUAUUAUUAUUAUUAUUAUUAUUAUUAUUAUUAUUAUUAUUAUUAUUAUUAUUAUUAUUUCCUCAUUAAUUUGCUAAGUUCAAUUUCUGUACCAAAGCAACAAAUUAAGCUUAAAAUAAUGACCUGCUAAUGUAAUGAUCUUGCCUUAAUUAUCAUUAUUAUUAUUAUUAUUAUUAUUAUUAUUAUUAUUAUCAUUAUUAUUGUACUUAAAUUCUACAAUCUUUAGUUUUUUUUCCUAGUCUGUUAUUUAUUCAGUUUUUCUCUCUCUCUCUCUCUCUCUCUCUCUCUCUCUCUCUCUCUCUCUCUCUCUCUCUCUCUCUCUCUCUCUCUCUCUCUCUCUCUCUCUCUCUCUCUUAUGUAUAUUUGUAUGUGUGUGUAAAUAUAUGUAAAUUUCUUGUGUUUAAUUAAGUCUAUGGAACAUGCAAGUUUGUUUUAUUACCUCUAUUAUUAUUAUUAUUAUUAUUAUUAUUAUUAUUAUUAUUAUUAUUAUUAUUAUUAUUAUUAUUAUUAUUAUUAUUAUUUUUAUGGGUUAGAUUUGUUUCAGUGCAUAUGAGGAUGGUUUCUUUCUCUCCUCCUCCUCCUCCUCCUCCCCCUCCUCCUCCUCUUCCUCCUCUUCCUCUCCCUCUCCCUCCUUUCCUCUCUUCCUUCCCAUCUUUUCCGUCACUAAGAAAAUAAUAAUAAUGAUAAUAAUAGUAGUAGUAGUAGUAGUAGUAUCGUUAGUAUUUACAUAACUAACUAACGUAACCAAUAGAUAUACCAAGCUUUCCCAUACACUAAUAAUGAUAAUAAUAAUAAUAAUGGGGUUUAUCAGGGGGCGGCUUGUCUAGGUGAGUCAUCCCUGAAGUGUGUUUGUUUACAUUGGUUUUCUGUGAGUCAUCGUGUUUACCUUUUGGCGGCGGUGGUGGUGGUGGUAGUGGAGGGCUAUUUUGAUACUGCUGCCACUACUGCUACUACUACUACUACUACUACUACUACUACUACUACUACUACUACUACUACUAUUACUACUAUUACUACUACUACUAUUACUACUACUACUACUACUACUACUACUACUACUACUACUACUACUACUACUACUACUACUACUACUACUACUACUACUACUACUACUACUACUACUACUACUACUACUACUACUACUACUACUACUACUACUACUACUACUACUACUACUACUACUACUACUUCUACUACUACUACUACCCCAAUUUCUACUACUAUCUGUUAUUUCAGUAUGUUAUUAUUUGGAAAUAUACUUUAAAUUACUCCUACUACUACUACUACUACUACUACUACUACUACUUCUUCUAUCUUUGUUAUAAUAUAGUACGUUAAAAUUUGGAAAUAUACUUUAAAUUACUACUACCACUACUACUACUACUACUACUACUACUACUACUACUACUACUACUACUACUACUAUUACUACUACUACUACUACUACUACUACUACUACUACUACUACUACUACUACUAUUACUACUACUACUACUACUACUACUACUACUACUACUACUUCUUCCUUUUUAUUUUUUUACUAAUACCAAUACUAACUUUUUUUCUACCAUACUACGAGAGAGAGAGAGAGAGAGAGAGAGAGAGAGAGAGAGAGAGAGAGAGAGAGAGAAAGCUUUAUUUUUCAACGAUACAUUCCUAUAUAAAAAAAAUAUCUUGUAUGAUCAUUUUUAUUUCUUUAUUUUAUUUGAGGUGGAAACUAUUGACUAUUCUCUGACAUAAAUAGUUUGAUAGUUAGGUAUAGUUAAGUGUUGUUGUUAUAAUAGUGCUUUCAUUGUUUGUUUAUUUAUUUAUUUUGAUGUGGAAGUAAAAUAAUAUAAAUAAAACCGGUUAAUUAAAAAGUACUCGUCGGAUUUUUUAAGAUAAAGCAAAAAAAAUAAUCAAAAAAAUAUAUACACAAAUACUUAGACAUAACAAAUAACAUCAAAAACAAUAACAACAACAUUCUUACUGGCUUUAACAAAACUGAAAAUAACUUGAAUAACAAUGAAAACAUAUGAUUUAACUCACUGCUAGGCUCGUUCACGCUAACUAGGCGAAGAGGCCCCGCCCACUACACACCAAGCAGCCAAUCACAGCUAUCGGGGAACUGGGAUUAAGAAGUAAGGGGGAGGAGCUUAUUGAAAAAGGGGCGGAGUUUUUGAAAGGGAAAUGGGUUUGUAGAGAAAAGAGGGUGGAGUUUAAUGAAAGGAGGCGGAGCUUAUGGACAAAAGUGGGCGUGGCUUAAAGGAAAUGGGCGUAGUUUAUGAAGUCGAAAAUGCAGGGAAUGUAUAAGAAAGGGGAAGAGUUUUUAAAGGCUUAGGGGAGGGUUUUGUAGAGAAAGGGGAGGAGCUUAUACAAAAAGUGGGCGUGGCUUCAAGAAAAGGGGCGGAGCUUACGUACAAAUGGGCGGUGAACGUGAGAGAAAAGUUGAAUAUUUUGAAAGGUAAAAGAAAAAGGGGAGGAGCUUAUAUAGAAAAGAGGGCGUGGCUUAGCAAAAAAAGGGGCGGGGCCUAUUCGCCAAGCUAUCCUGAACAGAACAUAGAUUUAGAGGAUACAUAACACAUAGAACGCUUAAAAGUGCAUCCAGUUGUUAGUUUGGGGUCAACAUUUCUAUUCUCUUAACCUUUUCAUCGCCAGUUAAAAAAAAUAAAUAAAAACUUGCUUGCGAAGGUCUAUAUUAUUGUUAUCGGAGACGCUGUUUGCUUGCGCUGGGACGUUUUGGUUCUUUUGUGAAUAUGAUUUACGAAGAAAGAAAGAAAGAAAAAUAAAGAGAGUUAAUAAAUAUAA
Messenger RNA from Eriocheir sinensis (Chinese mitten crab), 9092 nucleotides. It is a transcript of the gene Snrk, whose product is annotated as SNF-related serine/threonine-protein kinase-like. Gene Ontology annotation, cellular component: cytoplasm. Bases 146 to 3331 code for a protein of 1061 amino acids. The record is from RefSeq and is a predicted model, not a curated record. Gene Ontology annotation, molecular function: tau-protein kinase activity; protein serine/threonine kinase activity; ATP binding. Gene Ontology annotation, biological process: intracellular signal transduction; microtubule cytoskeleton organization; protein phosphorylation. The transcript has 9 exons. Lineage: Eukaryota; Metazoa; Arthropoda; Malacostraca; Decapoda; Varunidae.